This is a messenger RNA of Frieseomelitta varia, 1845 nucleotides long. RefSeq lists its product as uncharacterized. NCBI's taxonomy places the organism in Eukaryota, Metazoa, Arthropoda, Insecta, Hymenoptera, Apidae. The transcript is spliced from 5 exons. The record is from RefSeq and is a predicted model, not a curated record. The coding region runs from base 264 to 1505 and encodes 413 amino acids.
CUAUGAUUGAAUACAAUUGAGGAUAAAGAACACUAUUCUUAAUAAUACCAGAAAUUGAUCACUUUUCAUUGAUGUUGUUUCCUAGACGACGAAACUCCGCGAAAUGGCAACAAACGAUAUACUUGACUGCGAUAUUCAAGUUAAUCGUAGUUUCACUUCAUAUCAUUCCAAUAUACUCUCUUAAAGUAUUCCACUAUUUUCUUCUUCGAAAGUUUCGUUCUUAACACACGCGUAAUUUAUUGAAGCUUGAAAAUUUGAGAAAUAUGGCCGUUGCAAAACAAUCAGUUUCAGAUCGUGAAGUUAUCGUGCCACCGAGUUUGCCGUUAAUUUUAAAGGAAUUUUGUAAGGCGGCUAUUCGAACGCAACCGUACGAUCUACUUCGAUGGUCCACUUCGUAUUUUCAAGCGUUAGCCGAUGGAGAAGAACCACCGACGAAGUUAAGAUUGGAGUAUCCACCACCGAACACCGCUUCCGGUUUGACUCUCGGUUUCUUAAGAAUUUUACUUCGACAAUUCGGAGAUUAUAAUAAAUCUUUAUCUGUGGAAACGAUUCUAAGGCGAUGGGAUUGUUUGUGCUUGGAUCGUCGGGAUCUAAAUUUAAUUUUGAUGAUCGGGAAAUUUCGACGAAAAUGCCAAGUGAAAAAAUUCCUAGCCAUUGCUGUUGGACUUUUAGGUUCCAGCCUUUGUGAAACAAUGAUUAUGAUUUGUGAGUUGUUCACUCAUGAACCUGAAGGUGGAUCUGCUAUGGUACCAGUCACAUUCUUCCUGGAGAUAUAUGGAUAUCUAGCCGGACUUUGUUGUGACGGAAGUGAAAGAAAUUCUAGCGAUGAGGAUCCAACAGAAUUUAUUAUGUGCGAUUCUGAAUAUUCGGGACAUCAGGAAUUAAAUCCAGAACAAUUUUUUAUAGAUCGUUCAGUUACGAGUCAAGAUACGAGUCAAGACACGGAAGCUGACAUUAAUUUAGAUUUAGAAUUAGUAUCAAGAAAGGAUACAAAUUCUUCAGAAAUAUUUUUUGAAUCAGCUGAUACGACGCCGCAAUCAAGCGAGAGUUACGUUGGUCAAAAGAAAAUGAUUGAAGAUGAGGGGAAGCAAAAUUUUUCUAACAAAGAAACUUCAAAAAUGAAAUCUAACGAGAUUUCCAUUAUCGAUGUCGAAUCAAACAAAAGGUCGAGAUCUAUCGACGAACAAAAUUUGAAAGGCGAAAAUACAUCUGCAAAAAGUAGAAGUAGUAGUACCUCAGGAGAAAGUUUUAGUGAGAAACAGAACAUGCAAAGUACGAAAGAUAGAGUUGAAAGAUGCAGGAAAAGGAAGACUAUAGAUCCAAAAUUACUCAAGUAUUAUCCGAAUGUUCCUGGUAUUGGACCUCGUCUAUCAGCUGAAGAGGUAGCUAGUGUUGCAAUAUGGUUGAGUGAAUGCGCAAGAGUACAGGAAGGUAUGGUUGGCCCGCGAAAUCUUCGACAUAUGAAUUGUCCUCCUUUAGAUAGACAAGAGAUAUCAGGGUCUUGACAAAACGCCAUAUAAACUUCAUACAUACGUAAUGCAAUAUUUAAUUUAUAAAAAUUUAUUAAACAUACAAUACAGUAGCAAAUACGAAUAAUUACAAAAAUUAAAAAAUAGCAUUACUUAAAAAGUUUUAGACGUCUUUUUUUUGUGUCUUAAUUUUAAAAUUUUAUGUGUUCAUUUUUUAUCAAUUAAUAUUAAAUGUAAGAAAAAUAGUUACAAGUAAAAAUAGAAUAGAAGUAAGAAAAAUAGUUACAAGUAGUAAAAUAAACAAACAGAAAAUUACAUAACCAAUAAAUUAUAGCAAUAUUUAUUCACACUUGUUUCACAUUAUUUUACAAAAUAU